AAUAAAAAAAUAAUUGGAAAUCACAACUACAAACACCCCCUCUGCUACACACACUCACUACUGCAAAAAUAUGUACAACACAGAGAGACAAACUUCUCUCUUUUCUGCACUCCCGAAUUUCUCUCUCUUCCUCUCUUUCUUCAUCCUCUGAAGCAUUUGAAAAUCCCCAAAAAUAAAUACAAUAAUUAAAAAAGUUUUGAUUUUGAUUUUAUUAACUUUAAUGUCAAGGGUUUUUGAAGAACAUGAUUACAUAGGAUUAUCAAAGGUUUCUUCAAUUGAAGAACAAACCUCUGACAAAUCCAAAAACUCAGAUAUUUCUGACAAGAAGAACACCAAAACGCUCAAUUUCAAAGCCACUGAAUUAAGGCUUGGAUUACCAGGCUCACAAUCCCCUGAAAAUGGUGUUGGUGAUGAUGAUCAUUUUAAUUACAAAAAUGUUGGUAAAUUCAACAAUUUAGUUUCGGGGGCUAAAAGGGGUUUUUCUGAUGCCAUUACUGGAGCUUCCAACAACUGGGGUUUGUCUGAAAAUGGUGGAUCUGACACUACUGCUAUGGAGGAGAAUGAUGAUAAAAAGUUGCAGAGUUCUCCCCCUGUUUCCGUGCAGCCUUCUUCUGCUAUUGCUUCUUCAAAGGCGCAGGUUGUAGGAUGGCCACCGAUUAGAUCAUUCCGGAAGAACUCCAUGGCCGUCAUCAACACACCAAAAAUCAAUGAAGACAAAGAUUUCAAGCCGGAAGCAGGGUGCCUUUUUGUAAAAGUGAGUAUGGAUGGCGCCCCUUAUCUAAGGAAAAUCAAUCUCAGAACCUAUGGAGGUUAUGUUGAACUUUCCUCAGCCCUCGAAAAGAUGUUUAGUGGCUUUACAGUGGGUGAAGUUGAUUUUAGUAAGGGGAGAUUAAUGGAUAAUCUUCGCCAUUCUGAAUAUGUUCUUACCUAUGAAGACAAGGACGGUGACUGGAUGCUCGUUGGUGACGUUCCAUGGAACAUGUAUAUGGACUCCUGUAGAAGGAUGAGGAUCAUGAAGAGUUCAGAUGCAGUUGGGCUAGCAUCUAAAUCUAGUGAGGAUUCUGAGGAAUGAUUUUGUCCGUGGAUCUGAAAGUACCAAUGGUCUGCUAAUGAGUUUUCGACUGUCUUCAUCCAGAACCUUGUAAUUAUAGCUCAAGGUUUAUAGCCAGCUCGAUCAGAAGACGUACCUCUGAACGUACUGCAACAUAUGUUGUUGGCGUUGCAGAACAUAUGUUGUUGUUUAUGUACAGAAGACAAAGCAAGCAUAUCAUGAUUGUCUUUUGCUAUAUAGUUGAGUCUGAGUGCAUCAUCUAGGACUGCUGGACUGGUAUGCUCUUCCUUAUGUUCCUCAGCUCUUAUGGUAUACAUUUGCGUGAACUCGGUUUGUAUUAAAGAUCUAUCAUUUCCUGCCUCUUAUGUAAUAAACUGUUUGCUGAACUAUCUAGUUUGGUACAAUUGAUUCCCUACAUAAAACACAAGCAUUAAGUA
This is a messenger RNA of Spinacia oleracea (spinach), 1488 nucleotides long. RefSeq names its product auxin-responsive protein IAA27. Gene Ontology annotation, biological process: regulation of DNA-templated transcription. The record is from RefSeq and is a predicted model, not a curated record. The coding region runs from base 221 to 1072 and encodes 283 amino acids. The transcript is spliced from 5 exons. Gene Ontology annotation, cellular component: nucleus. Lineage: Eukaryota; Viridiplantae; Streptophyta; Magnoliopsida; Caryophyllales; Amaranthaceae.